Messenger RNA from Homalodisca vitripennis (glassy-winged sharpshooter), 1071 nucleotides. RefSeq lists its product as uncharacterized. The record is from RefSeq and is a predicted model, not a curated record. Bases 1 to 759 code for a protein of 252 amino acids. The transcript has 2 exons. NCBI's taxonomy places the organism in Eukaryota, Metazoa, Arthropoda, Insecta, Hemiptera, Cicadellidae. Gene Ontology annotation, molecular function: DNA binding.
AUGGGGCGUUAUGCUAAAUAUAAGAAGCUAACAAAACUACCGUCUGGGUCUGCCACCAAAAAAAUUAAACAGUACUAUUUGGCUGAGCACCUCAAUUUUCUGGAUAACUUCCUUAAAUCACGGCAGAGUAAAGGUAAUAUUACUGAAGUCGAGACAGCACAAGAAGAAGAACAACAAAACAGUGAAGACGAACAGCUGGAUGACAGUACUGUUGAGGAACGUGAUGCCACUCAAGAUUCUGCCCAAGAUGCCAACCUUCCCACUACUGGUGAUACUUCAAAAGCAAGUAAACCUGCUCCUAUUCCGCCUACUCUAACCACGGAACAAAAAAAGGAUAAUGGGUACAGAAAGAGGAAAACACCAUUUACAAGUUUAUCUGACGUAAACAGUUCUGCAUUCAAGUAUUUUGAGACGAAACAACGGUUACUAAACCAAACAUCGCAGAAAACCUCUACCGAACCUGACCCCGACUUGGCUUUUUUGCAUAGUAUUUUGCCAGACAUGAAAGCUAUGGAUGCUAGGCAAAAAAGACAAUUCAAAAUUGGAGUAAUGAAAUUAGCAGAUGAAACACUUAAUAACGUGGAGAUUUCUUCAGUUGCUUCUGCAUCAACUAGAUCCUCAGCAAGUACAUUUAACUACACAUCACCGUCAGUGGAUCGCUUUGCUCCUAACAAUGAAGCUGCAAUGGACUUCGGCCAAACGGUAGAAGAGGAGGGAGAUUUUAAUAUUAAGAACUACUUGUAUAUGAUGCCUAAAUAGUUUGCUUCUAGUAGCGGUUCUUUUAUAAAGUUACUUAUAAAUAUACGUAUUAACGUAUAAUUUCCUUUAAGACAAGAAUAUUUGUUUGUCAAGAUUUCUGGAUCUAGUUCGUUUCUAAAUAAAUUUCUUAAACAAUAAUUUGUAGCCUACUAUUUAACUUACCUCAAAGUUAUCAGUAGUCUCUCUUCUGGACUAACAGGUUCUCUACAGUUAGUGCUUCUUUUUGUAAUGUCGUCCUUAACAAGGUCCAAAACUACGAAGAAACACUCACGGGACAUCCUAUAGAAGUUUUGGAAGCGUUGUGGAUAUAAA